This is a messenger RNA of Plasmodium gonderi, 1311 nucleotides long. RefSeq lists its product as hypothetical. Lineage: Eukaryota; Apicomplexa; Aconoidasida; Haemosporida; Plasmodiidae. The transcript has a single exon. The coding region runs from base 1 to 1311 and encodes 436 amino acids. The record is from RefSeq and is a predicted model, not a curated record.
AUGGAAAAACUGUUCAACUGCGAAAUUUUAGAUGAACCUGAUGAUUUCGAGCGGACAAAAGCAAAACGUGGGAGUGUCACAUUCAGUGGUAAGACAGGUUCAAUAGAACACCCCAAUUUGACACUGCACAAUUUUUUAGAUUACACUCAGUUGUAUAGAAAAUAUAAAGAAAAAAACUCAGCUAAAUCGUUCAACAAACUUCCUGUAUAUGCAUACAGAUAUCCCCCAAAUUUUAAAAAUGCCAAUUUUGAUGAAUUAAAAACAGAGUACUUAUAUGACGAAAUAAAUAAGUCUUGUAAAGAAGGGAAAUCUGGUGAAGAAAAGAAAAAUGGAAAGAGGGAAAAUGCAAUUUUUUACGAGGGUAAUUUGAAACUUUGGAUUCCUCGGGAUGAUGAACAAGUAAGACAACAGGAGAAGGAAAAAAAAAGUUUACGAAAAAAAAUAUACGAUGGAGAAGUAAUGUUUUAUGAAGAUUACAUAGAACAACAAGCAGCAAAGGAUUAUGAAUACUUUUUUAAAAAACCUUAUGAAAUAAAAAAAAAAGAUGAAGGAGGAAAAUACUAUUUUUACGGGAAAAAACUAUAUAUGAGCGAACAUGAAGAUAUAUACAGAAAGUACUACAAUUUGGAUGAUGAAUAUUUUAUCAAACGAUUGCAACUGUAUGAAGAAUUAAAAGAGAAUAAGCUAAAAAAUGUGGAGAAGGAAGAAGAAAAAAAAAAAGAAAAAGAAAAAGAGUUUCAAAAGGAAUAUGAAAAAUUAAGUUUUAAAGAUCAAAAUUUUAUAGUAAAAAUAAAGGAAGAAAAUAAUUUGGAAAGUUUUCUCAGUACCUACAAAUUUUACAAAAAAAAUAAAUGUAUUUUUGAAAAAAACAUUCCAGAAAUAAAAAAAAAAGAGCUACUAUAUGGACACAUUCCAGAUAUCAUUUUACCUGCUAACAUUCGAAAGACAAAACAUCCAAAAAACUGCAUAGUUCCUCUUAGUAGUCUACACACGUAUGCAAAUUUUAUUGAUGAUUUAUUUAAAUGUCCAUACAUUUAUACUGCCAUUGAUGCAGAAUUGGGAAAGUACUGGAAAACUAAUGAAAAUGAAGUUGUAAAUAAUAUAAAAUCUGAAAAAAUCAAAAAAGGUUACAAAAAGGAUAUAUAUGCAGUAACCAAAGAACAGUUGGAAAAGUCCAAUGAAAAAUUGAAAAAAUUAAUUCAAAAUGAGGAACACGAAAAUAAAAAAAGCACAAACGUAACCUUAAAUUUUAAAAUACCAAAAAACGAAAAUAAAAAGAAAGUUGUGUCUAAUGGCAGAUACAUUAUAUAG